Messenger RNA from Trichomonas vaginalis G3, 582 nucleotides. RefSeq lists its product as uncharacterized. Lineage: Eukaryota; Parabasalia; Trichomonadida; Trichomonadidae. The transcript has a single exon. Bases 1 to 582 code for a protein of 193 amino acids. The record is from RefSeq and is a predicted model, not a curated record.
AUGAAUGAUAAUCAAAUUAGAGCAGAAGGUAGAAGGUUAUUUAAACGCUUCUAUAACAUUCCUGAUGGUGUUAAUCCUAAAACUCGUAGAAGCUAUUUAAAUGAAGCAAUAGAUGCAUAUGAAGGGUUUGACAUUUCAUCAGAAAGUGAGAGAUUAGCGAGAAUGUUAAAUGUUAAUAUUGAUUUCUAUUAUUGUGAUCCUCAACCAGAAGACGUGGACAUAAAUAAGGUAGACUUUCCAUUAGUGGAAUCAAUAAUGAUAGAUCCAGAAUUUGAAACAGUAAAUAUUUUAUUAACACAGAGUCCAUGUGGAAAACUUCACGCUGACAGAAUAACAGACGUUGAAGCACUCACCGGCUAUAAAGUUUGUCCAUAUUGUAAAGAAGAAGUUUAUUCUAUCCGUGAUGAUCCAGAAAGGAAAAACCAAAGAAGAUUUUUAAAGCAUUGUGAGAAAUGUAAAGAAAAUAAUGGGAGAUUAAUUCAAGACGUUCAGUUGCAAAAGACACAGCAACCAUAUGCACCACAUUAUGAAACAGAAGAUAUAUCAGUGGUUAUUAGCUCACAAUUUGCAGAAAUAUUAUAA